UACGCAAUAUAUUUACUUAACUUGCGUAAGCGACGAUGAAUCGAAUGCUAUAUUAGAAAGCUGCUUGCGUCAGUGCAACCAGUUGACCGUCGGCUUUCGACGUGUAACAUUGUGUCUUAAUAUCGUCUUCCUUAUUACAGCACGAUAGAUAAAAUAUUCAAAACAAAUUGGUUAUAAAAAAAGUGCAAAAAUUUAUUUCAAAUUUCAUAAAGCUGCAUGAUAUAUAUUAGUUUAGUGGUGAUGUACAUAUAUAUAUCAACAUGAUAUAUAUAAUCGCUUUGUCAGUGAUAGCAGGUGCUCUAGGCAUUUAUUAUUUCCUCUUCAAGGAUCUGAAUUAUUUUAAAAAACAUGGCAUACCAUACAAGCCACCUAUUCCUUUAUUGGGAAAUAUGGCACCAUCCCUCUUGCGUCUUCAGUCGGUAGCCGAACUUGUCAAGGACUUAUAUGAUUUACAUCCUAAAGCCAAGUAUGUUGGUAUGUUUGAUUUAAACGUUCCAAUUGUAAUGAUUCGAGAUCCCGAACUCAUUAAAUCUAUCACGUUAAAACACUUCGAGACAUUCCCGGAUCAUCGCGCUUUUGUAACUGAAACUCAAGAUCCAUUGUUUGGCAAAAAUCUUUUCUCCCUUCGUGGAGACAGAUGGCGGCAAGUACGACCUGUAAUGAGCCCAGCCUUUACGUCCAGCAAAAUGAAAACCAUGUUUAAAUUAAUGUCGGAAUGUGGGAUCGAAUUCACUAAUCACUUGGCGCAAUUACCUCCGGAGCAGAGAAUAAUGCAGAUGAAAGACGUCUUCACGAGAUAUACUAACGACGUGAUUGCUACUUGCGCUUUUGGCGUAAGUGUUGAUUCUAUGAGAAAUCCAGAGAAUGAAUUCUACGUAUACGGCAAAGAAGCGACCACUUUUAACAGUAUUGCUUUAAUAAAGAUGUACAUAUUUAGAAGCUUGCCUUGGUUGGCAAAAUUAAUCAACUUGAAAUUCAUUCGUACGAAAGUAGCAGAUUUCUUUCGAAACAUCAUAAAAACCACUAUAAAAACCAGGGACGAGAAUGGUAUCGUUCGUCCUGAUAUGUUGCAAUUGUUGAUGGAAACUAGGGGUAAAGAAGGCAAGGCAGAAUUGAGUAUCGAUGAUAUAGUAGCACAGGCAUUCGUUUUUUUCUUUGGUGGCUUUGAGAGUACUUCAUCAUUAAUGUGCUUUGCCGCUCAUGAAAUCGCAGUAAAUCAAGACAUACAAGAAAAACUUCAAAAGGAGAUUGAUAAGGUUUUGAAAGAAACAAAUGGACAAGCACCUUACGAAGCGAUUAAUGGUAUAGAAUAUUUAGAUGCUGUGAUUAAUGAAGCUCUCCGAAUGUAUCCGAUUGCUGUAGCAAUGGACAGAGUAUGCGUAAAAGAUUUUGAGUUGCCGCCAGCAUUACCAGGAUUAAAACCAUUUUCUUUAAAGAAAGGACAAGGCGUAUGGAUACCGGUUUAUGCACUUCAGCGUGAUCCCACUUACUUUGAGGAGCCGGACAAAUUUGAUCCCGAGCGGUUUUGUGGUGAACGGAAAAAGAAUAGUCUCAACUCCGGAGCCUACCUUCCUUUCGGCCUGGGCCCUAGAAUGUGUAUUGGUAACAGAUUCGCAUUGUUGGAG
Molecule: messenger RNA, 1625 nt
Organism: Wasmannia auropunctata (little fire ant)
Lineage: Eukaryota; Metazoa; Arthropoda; Insecta; Hymenoptera; Formicidae
Product: cytochrome P450 9e2-like
Exons: 1
Molecular function (GO): heme binding; iron ion binding; monooxygenase activity
Source: RefSeq, a predicted model, not a curated record